This is a messenger RNA of Siniperca chuatsi (mandarin fish), 6346 nucleotides long. Its product is annotated as contactin-associated protein-like 4. The coding region runs from base 1743 to 5678 and encodes 1311 amino acids. NCBI's taxonomy places the organism in Eukaryota, Metazoa, Chordata, Actinopteri, Centrarchiformes, Sinipercidae. The record is from RefSeq and is a predicted model, not a curated record. The transcript has 25 exons.
AAAGAAGGGGGACAUUUUUACCCACUAAAAUUGAUGAAAGCAAUUGAGAAAGACAUGGAGUACCAGAGGCCAUGUGACCUACAGUAACCUCCCCAGAUGGAUGUGAAAAAAGUCUCUCAAAAGGCCCUUAAAAAUAUUUUUGUGAGAGCAAUCCCAUGCAAUCAUCACCUUUUAGGUUUGCACCACAGUGCAAUAAUCAGAUCUUGAGGUAAGGAUUUAGAAAUAGCUACAUUUUGUUACCUUCCCAUUAAAUGUAAUGUACAAAUAUAAUGUAUAUUUGCAUGCAAAGAAAGUGCCCAGUUUUCCAACCAAAUAUUACAAAUAUCAAGGAAAAGUGAUUAAACACUGACAAAAUUAUUACUGAUGAGCUCCAGAGGGGCACCUGGGCUGCUCAAGUGCCCUUCUUUUGUGAAAAUGAAGCAUUGAAGUGUAACAUUAGGGCGCAGAUACACAGUAUCCUGCUAAAAUAAGGUAUGGAAGAGAAGGCACUUAGGAACUCAUAGCACCACUUUUUAGUGUCCUAAUUUGAUAAAAAAUGGUUCUCAACCAGUGAUGCAGUGAUACAUUUAAAGUCCCCCUCCACUCAAAAUUGUGUAUUGCCUAUUGUCACUUCACUUGGAUGUUUGAUCUUCACUGUGCAGAAUGAUGUAUGUGCAGAGUUUGACACUCAAAGGCUGUUUUAGCAUUCAUCUGCUGAAGGGGGAAAGUUUCUCUGUAUUCACCUUAAAUCUGACACGUGUACGUAAUAGGAACUAGUUUAGAAGCAAAUUGUAGUAUGCAACUUACAUAAGUGUGAUGAGGAUACAUCUUAUGUCCAGUAGUUAAAGGAAACACAUUUACAGAUUCAGUUUGUUUUUUUCCGUGAGGGAGAAGGAGUGGAUGUACUUUUUAUAAACGAGUUAGUUAGUAUUUAGUUUUUUUUUGUGGAGAAACCAUAUAAGACACACACAAUUAUUAAAAGCACAUAUCUUAAAACAUGUCUGAAGGGGAUUUUUAAAGGUGGACUUCAGCAAAUGAUCUGAUCCUCUACUCGCUAACAUUGAACAGCUUCAUUGCAUGUCUCAGAAUGUUAGUUUGAAAAGCUGGAUGUGAUGCUAAAUGGGCCUACUGCGCAGCGGCCCAGGGGCCCAAUGGGUCAGGGGGCCCCUGGUCUUCACCUACGAAAUGUUUCUGAAAGAGAUGCAAAACGACUACAAAGAGACACCAAAUGACUGUAGUUUGCUGCGCAGAUUGCAGACUUUUUUAGUCUGUCUUCUUGCCUUUAUUUAGAAGGGGUGAGGGGCCUUUUACAUGUCUGUGCCCAGGGGCCCAUUGUCUCAUAAUCUGUCCAUGAGUUUAUCUUCUGCAUCCCUGGUCCCAUGCAAAGAAAUGUGACAAUUGUCAGAUGAUUGAGACCUAUAGCUCACAGCUGCAUUAGGAGUUACACAUAAAAAACAGCCACAUGUUCUCCCGCUGUAGUGAAACCAGUCCUGGGACUGGUUUCCUAGCUCCUUCUUUUCACUCCAUCACUUGACGGAGGACAGGCGGUGUGAGAGCAUCCUCCUCUCCACUGAGUACCGGACGGCCCCUCCACACUGUGGCAGCAGGGCUACUGCAGCGCAGCGCAGCGCACCGGAGCGGAGCUGGAGGAGAGGAGAGGAGAGAAGCAAACAGGAGAAGAGAAGAGGAGGAGGAGGAAGAAGGACGGACUGUCUACCCUCCGACAGCUAGGAUUGUACUCUGCAGCAUCCCGUCGCUUCAACAUGUCUCUGGGGAUUAAAACAAUCGCUGGGAUUACUGCGCUGCUCAUCUCGCUCGUGCUCUGCUCCUGUGGGACAGGUGGAGAAGAGGUAUGUGACAGCCCUAUGGUGACCAAUCUGCCGCCGUCAUCAUUCAGAAGCUCCUCCCAAUUAACCAGCAGCCAUGGGCCGGUGUUUGCUAAGGUCAACAGGAGAGAAGGAGCUGGAGGUUGGUCUCCUCUCAUCUCAGACAGAUACCAGUGGUUGGAGGUGGAUCUGGGGAGGCGGACCCAAAUCACUGCUGUUGCCACGCAGGGCCGCUACGGCAGCUCCGAUUGGCUGACGGCUUACCUGUUGAUGUUCAGUGACACAGGACACAACUGGAGACAACACCGACAGGAAGACAGCUUAGGGGCUUUUCCAGGUAACACUAAUGCAGACACUGUGGUCCAGUACAAACUUAAACAGCCGGUGAUAGCUCGCUACCUCCGCCUGAUUCCUCUGGACUGGAACCCCACUGGGAGGAUUGGACUCAGACUGGAGAUAUAUGGAUGUCGAUAUACUUCUGACGUGGCGAGCUUCGAUGGCAGCAGCAGCCUGGUCUACAGGCUGAGUGUGAGGCAGACCUUACCGGCGAUGGAGGUCAUCUCCCUGAAGUUUAAAACCCUUACAAAUUCUGGGACGCUGCUCCAUGCAGAGGGACAGAGAGAUCAUAGCCUCACUCUGGUGUUGGAGAAAGGACGGCUGCUGCUCUACCACCAACAAGGUGUGAGUUCAUCAUCUGGCGGUCAGCUUCUUGUUUCUCUGGGAAGUCUGCUUGAUGACCAGCACUGGCACCAUGUAAAGCUGGAGCGGCUCAGCACUCACCUCAACCUCACCGUGGAUAAAAACACUCAUCAGGUUCACAUACCAGCUGAGCUCAGCCACUGGGACAUUCACCAGCUAAGUCUGGGAACAGUCCAGGGCCAUGGACUGCAAAAACCCAUCCUGUCCAACAGGAACUUCCAUGGCUGCCUGGAAAACCUGCUGUAUAACAACCUCAACCUGAUAGACCUGGCUAAAAAGAACAACCACCAGGUCUCUGUAGUGGGCAAUGUGACCUUUUCUUGUGCUGAGCCAGUUUCAGUCGCUGUGACGUUCACUGACUCACAGAGCUUCCUACAGUUGCCAGGACUGACAUCGUGGUCAUCGGGAGUUGUCUCUGUAGCGUUGCAGUUCCGGACGUGGAACAAGGCAGGUCUUCUCUUGACCUUUGACCUCCCGCAGCAGGAGGGUACAGUCUGGCUGUACCUUAGUGAGGCCAGACUCCGCCUACAGAUCAAUAAAGUUGGCAGGGCCCAGCUGGAGCUCAGCGCAGGCUCAGGUCUGAAUGAUGGUCAGUGGCAUUCUGUGGAGCUGAACUCCAGACAAGAUCAUUUAAGCAUCACAGUGGACAGAGACAAAGGAGCCACCGCUCACACCAGCAUCCCACUUCCUCUAACCACAGAGAGUCAACUCUUCUUCGGUGGUUGUCCUAUUCAGGAGAGCAGUCAGGCGUGUAGGAAUCCCUUCAAAGUGUUUCAGGGCUGUAUGCGUCUCCUGAUUUUGGAUAACCAACCUGUUGACCUGAUCAAGGUGCAACAAAGGCUGCUGGGAAACUACAGCCACUUGCAGAUUGAUAUGUGUGGCAUCAUCGACAGGUGCUCCCCCAGUCACUGUGAACACGGAGGUAGAUGUACUCAGUCAUGGACCACCUUCCACUGUAACUGCUCCAACAGCGGCUACAGAGGAGCCACCUGCCACAGCUCGACAUACAAACAGUCAUGUGAGGCGUACAAACACAAAGGCAACACAUCAGGACAUUAUUACAUAGACGUUGACGGCAGUGGACCAAUCAAACCCCAGCUCAUCUACUGUAACAUGACAGAGGACAGGGCAUGGAUGGUGAUCCAGCACAAUAACACAGAACUGACCAGAGUGGAUUCAUCUCCUGAGAGAAACCAACAUUUAACCCACUUUGAUUACGCUUCUGAAGAGGAGCAGUUAGCAGCCAUCAUCAGCCAAUCAGAACACUGUGAGCAGGAACUGUCCUACCACUGCAGGAAGUCCCGCCUCCUCAACACACCAGAGGGUGUUCCGUUCAGCUGGUGGGUGGGAGGUCUGGGUCCAGGUCAGGUCCAGACGUACUGGGGUGGGGCUCUGCCGGGCAGCCGGAAGUGUGCCUGUGGUCUGCAGGACAACUGUCUGGAUUCAAAUAACUACUGCAACUGUGAUGCUGACUAUGACCAAUGGGCUGAUGACUCAGGCCUGCUCACCCAUAAGGAGACCCUCCCAGUCAGGUCUCUGGUUCUGGGUGACAUCCAGCGGCCAGGGUCAGAGGCUGCCUACAGGGUGGGACCACUCCGUUGUCAUGGAGACAAGAACUUCUGGAACGCUGCGUUUUUUGACAAGGAGACAUCUUACCUUCAUUUUCCCACCUUCCAUGGAGAGCUGAAUGCAGACAUCUCCUUCCUUUUUAAAACAACGUCCUCCUCUGGGGUCUUCCUGGAAAAUCUAGGCAUUAAGGACUUCAUCCGGAUCGAACUCAGCUCAUCCUCAGAGGUCGUCUUCUCUUUCGACGUGGGAAAUGGUCCGCUGGAGGUGCGAGUGGAGACAAGCGUCCCGCUGAAUGACAACCGGUGGCACAGUGUGCGAGCUGAGCGAAAUGUAAAGGAAGCAUCACUACGUGUCGACGAGUUUCCUGCCGCCACACAGGAGGCUCCUGCUGAUGGACACAUUCAUCUGCAGCUCAACAGCCAGUUAUUCAUAGGAGGAACUGCGUCCAGACAGAAAGGCUUUCUGGGCUGCAUCCGCUCUCUGCAGCUGAACGGCGUCACUCUGGACCUGGAGGAGAGGGCGAAGAUCACCCCAGGGGUACGACCUGGAUGCCCAGGCCACUGCAGCAGCUACGGCUCGCUCUGCCAGAACCAGGGUCGCUGUGUGGAGAGAGCCAGUGGUUUCUCCUGCGACUGUGGCCAGUCAGCCUAUACUGGAUCCUUCUGCAAUAAAGAGGUUUCAGCCAGCUUUAAGUCGACCUCGUCCAUCGCCUACAUCCUCAAGGAGCCCUAUGAACUGAGCAGGAACAGCAGUGCCUUGCCUUCCUUCAUCUACUCUGAUAUGACGCUGAGAGGAGAAAACAUCUCCCUGAGCUUCAGGACGAGCCAGAGUCCUGCUCUGCUGCUCUACGUCAACUCUUUCUACAGGGAAUACCUGGCCCUGCUUAUCAACAGACAUGAUGAGCUGGAAUUGAGGUACAAGUUGCACAGCAGCAGAGAUGUGGAGGUGCUGGGGAGCAGAGUCACGAACUUGGCUGAUGGACGUCUGCACACAGUGACCAUCAGGAGACUGGCGGACACUGUCACUGUUCAGAUUGACCACAAUGCCAGAGAAGACUUCAACUUGACAUCUGAUGUGGAAUUCAACAGCAUCAAAUUGCUCAUUCUAGGCAGAGUGCAGGAGCCUGAUGAGUUGGAUGCAGAGCUGGCCAGGCUGGCCUCUCUUGGGUUCACGGGCUGUCUGUCAGGUGUUCGCUUUAACUCCAUCAGCCCUCUGAAAGCUGCUCUGCUGCACCAUGACAGCCCUGUUAUUGUCACCGGCCCAUUGGCCCAGUCGAGCUGUGGUUCCUCCUCUCCAGCCAAUCCCUACGCAGCAGAAACCACUAACUCCUUAUCAGACCAACCUGGGUCAGUGGAUCCAGGUCAACCUUUAGUCAACGCCAUCAGGAGUGACUCAGCUCUAAUUGGAGGGGUGAUCGCUGUGGUGAUCUUCGUCACUGUGUCUGCAUUGGUGAUAAUGGCCAGAUUCAUCUGCGGCAGGAAAGAGACAUAUCAAAACCAGGAGGUCAAAGCAACACAGCCUGAAGAUGGCCAUGAGUUCCCCUUCAGCAGCCAGGCAGAUUCUCAGAGCGCUCCCUGUGAAAACCAAAAGGAGUAUUUUAUUUAGCAGGAGCCCUGACCUCCCACUGACCUGACAGAGCAGGAUGAUUUAUCAAGAGCUCAGUACUUUAGUAGAUACACAAAGCCCCUCAACCACUGGUACCAGUGGACCAACAAGAUGUGAAGUCAAAAACAGAACAAUUUAUGAUUUUCUUCAUUUCCUUUCUGCUGUAAUUUUGAGUAUGUAAAUAUUUAAAAAUGUAAAUGGUAAUUUGUGUGCUUAUAACAAUAUUUCUCUGCCAUAUUGAAAUGUUUAAAAUAAUUUAUUAAAAGGAAACAUGCAGAAUAGAUGUGAUGAUCAAGACACAACUAUGUUCCAGUUAAACUAGACUUUUGGACUUUGUGUUAAUUUAUAAAAAAGCACUUUUUCUACAAGGACAAUGAACCUUCUGUGAAAUUUGAGAUGUCAGAGCCAUACAGUAUGUGUCAAAAUAUGGGAAGACGGAUUCAACUGACCGGAGGGUUGACACGUGAGGAUUGACACAUCUACACAUAAGAGUUCAGCCAAAGUACAGUCCCAGAAUCAACUAAAAUCUUUCAACACCUGCUGUAUAUAUAAAGUCACUCUAAAAAAGUAACUUCCACACUUUGUGUUUGAGUUAGUCAGAAAGUUUUUAUGUUACUUGCUGUGCUUUUUCUUUAUAUCAUGAGAAAAAUAAAAGCUUUACAAUGAGA